AUAUGAGUUAAGAAGAAGAAAAUAAUGACAUUGAUGUUUAAGCUUUGUUGGCUAGUAUUAACGCUAAUUUUGACAAUGAACAAACAAUAAAUGAAACAGAAAUCAAUGCUUAGGAAGUUCAUUAGGAUAUAGAAAAAUAGCAAUAGAUUCCUAGUGAAUCCAUUGUAAUUGUUAGAGAUCAACCUCAAUAAAAGGAAUAAGAAGAAAUAGAUCCUGUUGUAGAAAUAUUGAAUAGAGUUGAAAUUUAAAAUAGUCUAUUGACCAAUCCAGAAAUUAAUCAGCAUUAAUUAGGUAAUCUCUUUAUUUAUUAAAAGAGACUGGCCCACUAAAAUAAAUAAUUGAAUAAAUUAAGGAAAAAUUUGAUAAAUAACAAGAAAUCAUUGUUAAAAAAUAGAGAAAUAUAUUUGGUCAAAUAAUUGAUAUUAGAAAUUUAUCGAAUUAAUUAGUUAAUGUUCAAAUUAACAAUCAUGGAGUAAGUAAAAUGAAGCCGAAUGACUUCAAAAACAAGCAAAAAGAAAUCGAUUAGUUAGACAUUUAAGUCUUUAAAACUAAAGGAUAUGUCUUGUCAAUAAUUGAAAGAUUAGAAAUUAUUGAACAGAAAUUAGACUAAAAGAUAGAUUAGUAUGUUAAAUAGAAAGUGCAAGAACUAGCAAAAAAAUGA
This is a messenger RNA of Paramecium sonneborni, 661 nucleotides long. Lineage: Eukaryota; Ciliophora; Oligohymenophorea; Peniculida; Parameciidae. The record is from the annotation of a GenBank genome assembly.